AUGGCCGACCCCGUCAACCCGCCUCUCUCUUAUGAGGCGUCCGCCACAACCACCCAUCCUCAUGUGGCCACCACUCUUCCGCCCGAGGUCAUCUCGUCCCUAAAGAACUCCCGAUUCGUACGUGGCUCUACCUGUCUAGUCUCUCGUUCACUUGCUCCCUCACUGACCAAACAGCUUCAUCUGGCAACAUGCGACGGCCUCCAACCCCACAUCUCCCUCAUGUCCUACACCUACCUGCCCUCGACGCCCUAUGAUCCCUACCCCACGAUCAUCAUGACCACCAACCCCUCCUCCCGAAAGACCAACCAUCUUCUCACCAAUCCGCGCGUCUCGCUUCUCGUCCACGACUGGGUGUCGCACCGUCCGCCGACCCGCGCCCCCAACCCGGGGUCGGAGCGCGACGGAUCCCCGCCGCCGGCCGCCACUCGCUCGUCCCUGGCGAGUCUACUGCUGAACCUGAACACGAGCGCCCUGUCAAGCAUCUCCACCACCAUUACCGGCACCGCGCGGUUCCUCGAGCCCGGUUCCGAGGAGGAGGCCUGGUGCAAGGAGCGUCAUCUGGAGAAUAACACGUUCGAGGAGGAGAUGAGCGUCUUUGGUCAACAGCAGCCGCAACAGGGAUCCCGGCGGCCCAGCUUAUCGAUUGACAGCGACGUCCGGGUUGUGACCGUUCGCGUGCGCGAGGGCCGCAUUGCGGACUGGAAGGGUGGUGUGCGUGACUGGGUUGUGGUGCGCGAGGGAGAAGAAGAGAAUCAGGGUGGUCUGGUGAAUGGAAUCACCUCCUUCACGCGCGUCUCCAACCUCCAACAAACCCUCACCACGCGCCUCCUCGCCCACAAAAAACACCACGACGACACCACGACACCACCGCCCGACCCAACCAUCAUCACCUUCACCCCAAACCCCGUCUACACCACCGGCCGCCGCGACCUCCCCCCUUCCAACACUACCCCGCAAACCGCCUCACUCUCCCUCCCGCCGUCCCUCGAACCCAUCCGCUCGCUCCUCACCGCACCCAAUGCCUCCUCCUCGCCCGGCCAAGCAGAAUACCACCCCACCCUCCGCGGCGGCCAAACCACCUACCACGGCCCGGGCCAGAUGGUCGCAUACACGAUCCUCGACCUGCGCCGCCUCGGCCUGACGCCGCGCUGCCACAUCCGGCUGCUGGAGAACAGCGUCGUGGACGUGCUGCGUGGGUUCGGCGUGCAGGGCCUCAUCACCGAAGAUCCGGGCGUGUGGGUGUCGCCUGGCACAGGCGCCGCGACGGAGCUGCCGCGAAAGAUCACGGCGGUGGGCGUGCAUCUGCGGCGCAACAUCAGCAGCUACGGCAUCGGGUUCAACGUCACCGACGAGCCGAUGUGGUAUUUCCGGCAGAUUGUGGCGUGUGGCCUGGAGGGGCGCGAGGCGACGAGUUUACAGGCGCUGGGGGUGCGCGGUGCCAGUGUGGAUGACGUUGCGGAGCGGUUUGUGCGGGCGUUCGUACAGAGGGUUAAUGCGGAUUUUGCGUGUGGGGGGAGUCGUGCCGGUGAGGGGAUUGAGGGGGUUUAUGCUGCUUCUGAGGAGGAGUUGUUACGAGGUGAUUGA
Messenger RNA from Aspergillus terreus NIH2624, 1584 nucleotides. RefSeq lists its product as uncharacterized. The coding region runs from base 1 to 1584 and encodes 527 amino acids. The transcript is spliced from 2 exons. NCBI's taxonomy places the organism in Eukaryota, Fungi, Ascomycota, Eurotiomycetes, Eurotiales, Aspergillaceae. Gene Ontology annotation, cellular component: nucleus; cytoplasm. Gene Ontology annotation, molecular function: lipoyl(octanoyl) transferase activity. The record is from RefSeq and is a predicted model, not a curated record. Gene Ontology annotation, biological process: protein lipoylation.